UUGGGUGGGGUUCUUACAAUUUAUUUGUUUGUGUUCUUAUUUUCCACAGAGAGAGUAGCUUAGCUAGUUUGGCAGGAAAAUAUUAGCAGCCAUUAAUCAUUUUAUUAAAUUACAAAAAAUAUACAACACAUUUUGCACUCUACAAAACCUCUAUAAAAUGGGAGGUUUUGGUACACAAAUUAUUCAUCUCACAAUUUAAAUAAUUAUCAUACUAUUUUCCGUAAUUCUCAAUGUCUUGCACCGUAAACCGGUUCUUCUCCUCGAUCUCGACGCUUCGCCUUCUGUGGGCGCUGCUCGUAAUAUUAGUAAUCACCCUGGAUUUCACAGAUGCUCAGACGGGAGUUUGCUACGGUAGGCUGGGCGACAAUUUGCCAUCGCCGGCAGAAGUAGUGGCUCUAUGCAACCAAAACAACAUCCGGCGAAUGAGAAUCUACGAUCCCGAUCAGGCGACUCUCCGAGCACUCGCCGGAUCGAACAUCGAACUCACCCUCGGCGUACCAAACCCCGAUCUCCAGUCCAUCGCCGCCAGCCAAUCAAACGCCAACACGUGGAUCCAAAACAACGUCAGGAACCACCCCAACGUCAGAUUCCGGUACAUCGCCGUCGGAAACGAAGUCAGCCCCCUGAGAGGCGACACUUCCCGGUACGUGAAUUUCGUCCUCCCGGCCCUCCGGAAUAUUCGCGCCGCCGUCAGCUCCGCCGGCCUCGGAAACCAGAUCCGGGUCUCCACCUCCAUCGAGACCGGAGUUCUGGGCACCUCCUUCCCACCGGCGGACGGUGCUUUCAGAUCCGACGUGAACUCAUAUCUCCGGCCGAUCACCGACUUUCUGGUCAGCACCGGCGCGCCGCUGCUGGUCAACGUGUACCCGUACUUCUCCUACAUCGGGAACAAAGCGCAGAUCGACCUCCAGUACGCGCUUUUCAAUUCCGACGGGAUCGUGGUCCCCGGCGGCAUACGGUACCAGAACCUCUUCUACGCCAUCGUGGACGCCAUGUACGCGGCGCUGGAGAAGAGCGGCGCCGAGACACUGGAGAUCGUGGUGUCGGAGACCGGCUGGCCGUCGGCGGGUGGGGACACGACCACCGUUGACUUUGCGAGGACGUACAACACGAACUUGGUGCGGCGCGUGAGGGACGGGACGCCCAAACGGCCCGGCCGGGCGAUCGAGACGUACAUUUUCGGUUUGUUUGAUGAGAAUCAGAAGAGCCCCGAGUUUGAGAAGAAUUUCGGGUUAUUUUUCCCGAACCGGCAGCCUAAGUACCCGAUUAGUUUUUAAAUUAGUUCAAUCGGGAUAAUAAUAAAUAAUUAGUGUCUGAUUAAUUAAUAAGGCUGCUAUAACUAGCAUGCAUGUUUGUAUUGUAAUGCAACUAUAUAUACAUAUUGCAAUAAAUAAAAUAAAAAUGUAUUAUAUUUAUGGCACAACAUAAUUCUGAAAUGGGUAAUCAAUGAGUCAGCUAGUUGACGUGUU
Messenger RNA from Erythranthe guttata (spotted monkey flower), 1469 nucleotides. RefSeq names its product glucan endo-1,3-beta-glucosidase, acidic. Gene Ontology annotation, biological process: carbohydrate metabolic process. Lineage: Eukaryota; Viridiplantae; Streptophyta; Magnoliopsida; Lamiales; Phrymaceae. Gene Ontology annotation, molecular function: hydrolase activity, hydrolyzing O-glycosyl compounds. The record is from RefSeq and is a predicted model, not a curated record.